Lycium barbarum (goji berry) is the source of this 1539-nucleotide messenger RNA. Its product is annotated as ABC transporter C family member 2-like. Bases 949 to 1368 code for a protein of 139 amino acids. NCBI's taxonomy places the organism in Eukaryota, Viridiplantae, Streptophyta, Magnoliopsida, Solanales, Solanaceae. The record is from RefSeq and is a predicted model, not a curated record. The transcript is spliced from 8 exons.
AAGUUCGGAUUAGCGUAGGAAGCGGGCAAGGUACAGACGUUCGUUAUGGUGAUCUGUCAGCCUAGGAUAUCCGUUCUACUGUUUGAAGUGCUCCCUUGAUCCGGAGCCAUACUUUUGGUACAGUUCCAUCUGUUGUAUAUAUUUAUGUAUGUGUGACUAUUCAGGGGUACGGCGGGGCCCUAUCCCGUCAUAUGAUUCUGUUGUCUUUGUUAGAGGCCUGUAGACAUGAAUGUGGGUCAUGGGUCGUUUUGUCCGGAUAUGCUAAUAUGGUUUACGUCUGGCAUUUCUCUAAUCUACAAUAAUCUGAUCGGUUUGUGUACUAUGUUAUAAGUAACGAUAUAAGUGAUAUGUUGCUUAGUUUGCACGAAAGUCCUUAAUAUGUUAAAUACAAGUAAAUUUUGGUUAGUAAGUAUGUACGAGUGCCCAUCUCGGGCACUAGUCACGGCCUACGGGGUUGGGUCGUGACACUCAGUCACUUGCUCGCUUGGAAAUCUGAGUGAUUUAUUAUUUUAUUGUUGCAUACAAGAAAGCAUUCUUGAAGCAGCUAGGUAAAUCCAUCUUCAUGUGUUAGGUCUUAUACAUUUUUUAGGCUAAGGUUAGUCAUAUUUGUGUGAAUGACAGCUCAAAGAAAAAAAAAGACAAGGAAGGGAGGCAACCAUUAUUUUUAGAGCAUUGGUCUGGCCUUCCAGAAUCCUCGAGAGGCUGUUGAAGAUUGGCUAUGAUGCUUCCCAGUUCAUUGGACCACUUAUUCUAAACCAACUCUUACAGCAGUAAGUACGAAAUUUGUGAUUAUGACAAGAAGUGGGAUAGAGGCCAGAAUCUUGAUGAUAGGAUAUGCAAGGAGCACAAUUUAUUAUUUAAGUUGGUGCUUCAUGUAUUGGAGGCCAGUAGGGAUGUAAUAAGGAUAUCCUUAUUUGUUCUGAUCGUGCAGCAGGCUUGCGUGAGUCUAUGCAACGAGGUGAUCCAGCAUGGAUAGGCUACGUCUAUGCAUUCACGAUUCUUAUUGGAGUGGUGUUUGGUGUUCUCUGUGAAGCUCAGUAUUUUCAGAAUGUCAUGCGUGUUGGAUUUCGCCUAAGAACUACUUUGCAAAUGUGUCAGUCACUUCAUACUAUUUGGUCAGCUCCUCUUCGGAUUAUUGUUGCUUUGGUUCUUCUUUACCAGCUAUUGGGGGUUGCAGCACUUCUUGGUGCACUUAUGUUGGUUCUUAUGUUUCCAGUACAGAAUCAAUAUCAACAUUCAAAGGCGGAGUUUCUUCGUACUCAGCCACCCGACACACAACUGACAGAAGAACAAAUGGAGGAAAGGUGGCUUCAGAGUGUUGGUGGUCACACUAGUUUAAUGUUUUGUGGAUGUUUGCAAAGGUUGUGAAGUAGUUUAAUGUUGUGUAGAUAUUUGCAAAUGUUGAAGUAGCUUAAUGUCUCUUUGGAAUGUUUGAAUGACGUUUUGAUUCAACUUUGAAGUAGUUUCGAAUUGAAUUUGUCGUAUUGUUGGUUGUAAUAUAUGUGUUUGUUGAAGUAGCUUAAUGUUUUAUGUUUUUCA